UUCACAGAAGCCUAUCUCUCAUAUACAGAGUGUGUUCUUUCCUCUUCGUGCCUGGUGGUGAGAUCUGCUGUGAAAACCUAAGCCACGCACACACAGAAAGCACUGUUCCUCCACCGUAUUUCACUGGAGAUCUACCGAAAAGGGCAACCAUGAAAAUCAUCUUGUGUUGACGCAUUAUACUUCCUCUCUCUCUCUCUGGCUUAACUUGACUUCCUGAAAUGUUCUCUGGGAUUUGGACGCUGGAAGGCCGCAACUGGAGAAGAUCAUCAACUACAACAAAGCCUGCGAUCCUUAAGGUUAGCAGCAGUUACACAUUCAGGGUUCCUGAUGGGAGUACAGUUUGUCUGACAGAAGGAGAUGUUCUGGUAUUGCUGAACAAGUUGAAUAAAGACUGGUGGCAGGCCAAGAAAAUUGGAGAUAGUGAAAACACCAAGUCAUUCCAAGUGCCCACCUUUUACAUCAAUGAGCUGAUAGGUCGGAGAAGUGUGGGACCCAGAAACAAAGAUAAAGGAAGCAUAGGUAGCAAAUUGUUUCACAGAUCCCAGGAUAACCUGUUGGUUUCCUGUUUUGCACCUUCUCUAAUGGAGGAACAUUAUUACGUUAAACAGUUUUGUGAAGGUUCUCCACAAAAGGAUGGUGAGAAGACAUUUCAAUCCAACUCUUUAACAAGGACUCAUAAGAAGUCUGCCAGCUUCUCUCUCAGUUCUUCGUGGCAUGGACAGUUCCCCAAAAGUGAAAAGCAGUCAUCAUCGUUCCAAAAAUGUGUUUCUGAAAAGGUGAGUUUGGCCAACACAAUGCAGGACACUCCAGUCUACUGCAAUCUGGAGGAUUUGAAGAGGACACAUGGAAACCCUCCUAGCCCCACGUAUCCUCCUAUAGACGUUCGGGAUAACUGGGAAUGUUAUGUGGAUCCAUCAACAGGCAGGAACUUCUUCAUUAACAUAGAAACUAAAGAGAAAACAUGGAAGCCUCCCAGGAAGUCCAGAGACAAGACAUCAGGAUGUGCUGUUACCCCUCCCAUCGACUUGGAGUCAUCAGAAGAUGGCGAAGAUCCAGGCUCCACAUCUCAGUCAGAGAUCACAGAGUCAUAUGAAGAGCAGAACACGUCAUCUAUCAGCAGCUUGUCUUCUUCCUGCAGCAGUUUGAACAGCCCAAGCUGUGAUGCUCACUUCCCAAAACUUAGCUACACCAGGUCUAUGAUCCUCUCCAAUUCACAGAGACCCAAGCCACACCACAGGAGGAAUCUCUCACAUCAUUUACCUGUAGUUGAAAGUUAUGAAAAUAAUACGAAUAUAAAUGCUGACCUGAAUAAGCUGCCUCUGGUCACAGUCUUGGAUAUGCCUCAUGAGGUGGAAAAGGCAGGACAGUUAAACAAGACGAAAAUAGCAGAAGGUGGAAGAAAACUAAAGAAAAAUUGGACUGCAUCUUUAGUAGUUUUGACUGGAAAUAGUCUAGUGUUCUACAAGGACCCUAAGGUUCAGGCUCCUUCUGGCUGGAAACCAUCCAACAGUAAGCCCGAGAGCAGCAUGGACCUCAGGGGUGCCUCCAUUGACUGGGCACAGGAUAUGUCCAGCAAAAAGAAUGUCAUUCAUCUUCGCAUGGUAACAGGCAACGAGUUCCUACUGCAGUCUGACAAGGAGUCUGUUGUACAGGAUUGGUACGAUGCCCUGCAGAGAAUCACUGACAGACUGGAACGAGAAAAUCCAUUGGAUGAAAUAAUUUUGAGAAGAGCGGGCAGUAUGGAGGUCCUGGAUGGAAGUGGCGGAGAGGAGGAGAGCCCCUUAAAGAAUAAAGACAGUCGUAAAUUCACAUUAUCCUGGGUGAGCAACAAUGUUGGUAGUGUCGAUAAAAAGAAAGUGAAGCAUAGGCUGAAGAAGAUGUUGAUGAAGAGGCCCCCACUUCAGACCUUACAUGAGAAAGGACUAAUUAAAGAUCAAGUUUUUGGCUGUCGCCUAGAUGCUCUUUGCCAUCGAGAACAUAGCACUGUCCCAAAGUUUGUUCGGCUGUGUAUAGAAGCUGUAAAUGAAAAAGGGCUGGACGUGGAUGGGAUUUACAGAGUGAGUGGAAACUUGUCCAUCAUACAGAAACUGAGGUUUAUAGUAGACAGAGAGAGGGCAGUAACCACAGAUGGACGAUACCUUUUUCCGGAGCAGCUCUCCCAAGAGGAGAAGUUGGAUCUCAAUGACAGUGAGUGGGACGAUAUUCACGUCAUCACAGGUGCUCUGAAAAUGUUCUUCCGUGAACUUCCAGAGCCACUUAUCCCUUUCAGCAUGUUCGAUGAAUUUAUUUCAGCUGUUCAAAUUCCUGAUUUGUCAGAGAGGAUACAGACGAUGAAAGAUCUUGUUGGAAACCUUCCUGAACCAAACUAUGACACCCUCAAAUACAUUGUAUGCCAUCUGAACAGUGUAAGGGAUGAGUGUGAGAAGAACCGUAUGACCACUCAGAAUAUUGGCAUCGUCUUUGGACCAACGUUGAUGAGGCCAGAGAAAGAGCAGUUUUCAAAUAUUGCUGCUAACAUGGUUUACCAGAAUCAAGCAGUGGAACAUUUUCUUACUUACCAUGAAGAGCUCUUUCAAACUGAUCUGGAAGAAUAGUAAAAUAUUUUGUACUAAGGAACUGAGUUUUCUAAGACUUGCACUGUCCAGCUUCAGAUUAUAAUACAACAAUCUUUAUGACAAACUGAAGAGAACUUGCCUCUGGCCUCCCUGUUCCUACUUUGCCCAGCUAUACUGAAGAUUGAAGCAGAUGUCCAAGAUAGAAGCGGUUCAUGUGCCUAAUAUAAAAGUUGAAUGCACUCUGUUUUUCAUGAUAUUCAUUGAUAUUUAAUAAGAAGAUUAAUAUUGCUGCUGAAAUCUUGAGUAGUCCUGAGGACCAGACGUGACUAAGCUGCAAGAAACUUCUCCACCUUGAACUCUUAUUCCUGUUUGUUCACAUAGGUGAUUCAUGAGUGUUUGUAUACAGUUUUAAAGAUGUUUUGAGAGUUUAUUCUUUACAGUUUAUUUGUUCCCUUUUUACAUUAUUCUUUAAAGAUUGAAUUUUAUUAA
Rana temporaria (common frog) is the source of this 3044-nucleotide messenger RNA. RefSeq names its product Rho GTPase activating protein 9 (gene ARHGAP9). The record is from RefSeq and is a predicted model, not a curated record. Bases 219 to 2594 code for a protein of 791 amino acids. Gene Ontology annotation, biological process: signal transduction; regulation of GTPase activity. Gene Ontology annotation, cellular component: cytoplasm. NCBI's taxonomy places the organism in Eukaryota, Metazoa, Chordata, Amphibia, Anura, Ranidae. The transcript has 19 exons. Gene Ontology annotation, molecular function: phospholipid binding; protein binding.